AUGCGCUUCGGCAAGACCCUCACCGAUUCCAUCUAUCCACCAUGGAAAGACAAGUACCUCGAGUACGACAAGAUCAAAAAGCUCCUCCGUGAAGAUGAGACCUCCCCACAAGGCCGUGGCGGCGAAGGCAGCUGGACUGAACAAGAUGAAGAAAAUUUCGUCCAUGAGCUAACCGUGACCCAACUGGAAAAGGUCCACCAGCACCAGGUCGACACCUUCAACUCGUUGCGAGACCGAACUGCUGCCUGCGAGGCUAAGCUCCCCUCUACCGAAGGUGAAGAUGCAGGGAAAUCCGAGGAAGAAUAUAAAGCUGUGGCAAAAGAACUACUCCCUGAGCUUGACAGCAUCUCCAAGGAGCUCAAUGAGCUUAGGAAGUUCAGCAGGCUCAAUUACACUGGGUUCCUCAAAGCUGCAAAGAAACACGACAGAAAGAGAGGCCUCAAGUACAGAGUCCGUCCCAUACUACAAGUUCGUCUUUCCCAGAUGCCUUUCAACCAGGAGGACUACUCGCCUUUGCUCUUCCGCCUGUCGACCAUGUAUAGCUGGGCUCGCCAGAAGCUCGAGGGAGAGCAGGCUGGCAAGGAAGCAGACACUGAUGUCCGACCGAAAGACGAAUACAAGGCCUUCAAAUAUUGGGUUCAUGUGGACAACCUCCUGGAAGUCAAGACCUACCUGCUGCGUCGCCUGCCUGUCUUGGUCUACAAUCCUCAAUCCGUCAAGGUGGUUGAUUCGUCUCAAAAGGACCCGACAAUCACCUCGAUCUACUUCGACAAUCAAAACUUCGACCUCUACCAGGGUAAGGUCGAGAAAGGCACCGGUGGCGCGUCCCUUCGGGUCAGGUGGGCAGGCCAACUGCUUGAUGAGUCUGAGGUUGUCCUUGAGAAGAAGUUCGUCGACGAGGAAACAACCGACAGUAGCGACAUCAGAAUUCAGCUGAAGCCCAAAUAUCUCUUACCUUUCCUCAAGGGCGAAUACAAGAUGGAAAAACAGAUCAAGAGGCUCGAGGAACUGCUCGGACCUCAUCAUGAGGAUGUCAAGGCGUUCAGGGCCAAUGUCGAUGAGAUCCAAUCAUUUGUCAAGGAGAAGGAUCUCGAGCCAGUUCUUCGAGCAAGCUAUACUCGUACUGCUUUCCAAAUCCCCGGAGACGACAGGAUCCGAGUGUCGCUCGACACCGAUCUCGCCUUCAUCCGAGAGGACGCAAUGGAUCCUGACCGGCCAUGUCGAGACCCAGAUGAUUGGCAUCGGUCUGAUAUCGACCAGAACAAGAUGGAGUACCCGUUUACAGCCAUUAAGAAAGGGGAGAUCAGCCGCUUUCCCCACGCCGUACUUGAGAUCAAGAUCAAAGAAUCCAAGUAUACUAGGAAUAAUACAUGGCUUAACGACUUGAUGAACUCACACCUGGUCAAGGAAGAGAAAAGGUUCUCUAAAUUUGUCCAUGGUGUGGCUGAGCUUUUUGAAGACUACGUUAACAGUUUCCCGUUCUGGCUGAGUGACCUCGAGACAGACAUCAGAAGAGACCCGGUCACAGCCUAUCAAGAGGAACAACAAAAGGAGGCUAAAAAGGCAGAAGAUGAAAUGGCUGUGGGGAGCUUCAUUGCAGGGUCCAGGAUGACACCCAAAGGAAAGUCAGCUUCUUUCCCAGAGAGGAGACUCUCCAGUCAGCUCUCCCAGUCUGUUCAAUCCCAAUUACGCAGCAGGCCUGAGCCGCAGCUGGAAACUACCGCUGAGGAACGGGAUACCGACGAGGAGGGUGUUCACCCUCCCGAAGAGGUAGAGGUUCAAGACUCUUCCAGGGGUGGCAUCCGAUCCUUUCUUCCCGCUUUCUCCAAUUCUCGUUACGCUCGACGUCACCGCGAAGGCAAAGGCGCCUGGGAAAAUGCCCCGCUUCCGCCUGGCGUCAAGGAACCGAGUUUUUGGAUCAAAGACCAGGGUGACCUGAAGGUCGAAGCCAAAGUCUGGCUUGCUAAUCAGCGAACAUUCAUCAAGUGGCAGCACAUUGCAGUCCUCCUGGCCACCCUCUCCCUAGGUCUGUACAAUGCUGCAGGUGUUGAUAACAACAUUGCUCGCAUCCUCGCUGUUGUGUAUACCUGCUUCGCGAUCUUUGCAGGAGUAUGGGGAUGGUAUGUGUAUAUGUGGCGUACAAAGUUGAUCACAGAACGAAGCGGAAAGGACUUUGACAACCCCAUUGGGCCAUUCAUUGUCACCAUUGGUUUGGCCGUCGCUUUGAUCUUGAACUUUGCUUUCAAAUACCGUGCAGCCGUACAGGGUAACAACCCAAACACGGGUAAUGGCACGGCUGGUCCCUCGAUGACCGUGGCGUUGCUGACGCCAAAACUGCAACUCCCUCAGGCGACGGCUACUGGAAUCCUCGUGCAGGAGCUUUAG
This is a messenger RNA of Cladophialophora psammophila CBS 110553, 2385 nucleotides long. RefSeq lists its product as uncharacterized. The record is from RefSeq and is a predicted model, not a curated record. Bases 1 to 2385 code for a protein of 794 amino acids. Lineage: Eukaryota; Fungi; Ascomycota; Eurotiomycetes; Chaetothyriales; Herpotrichiellaceae. The transcript has a single exon. Gene Ontology annotation, cellular component: vacuolar transporter chaperone complex; fungal-type vacuole membrane.